Molecule: messenger RNA, 5325 nt
Organism: Callorhinus ursinus (northern fur seal)
Lineage: Eukaryota; Metazoa; Chordata; Mammalia; Carnivora; Otariidae
Gene: KRT80
Product: keratin 80
Biological process (GO): intermediate filament organization; keratinization
Cellular component (GO): keratin filament
Molecular function (GO): structural constituent of skin epidermis
Source: RefSeq, a predicted model, not a curated record
GGAAAUGCCACUAGCAUGAGCCCAGCACCCACACAGCCAGACACGGGCUGGGGUUCCCCAGGCAGGCCAGGCCUCCCCUCCCUCGGGACCAGGGGAACCUACGGCCAUGUAUCCCACCCUCAGACCCUACAGCAAGGGCAGGACUGGGGAGUUUAUGGCUUCAUCCCUGCUCUGCCCCAAAUGCAUGUCUGACCAAACCCGAGGCCUAAUGGAGCUUCUGCCAGCUUAGGAAGGCUUCUUUCUGCCUCUUUCUUUUGCAGGGAGGACCAUCGAUCUUCUCGCCCACCUAAGGCAUUCGGCCUGGCGGGAGGGCAUCAGAGUUUCUGCCCAAUGCUGAGUGGGAACCGAAGGGACAAGAAGCCAAGCGUCUGGGAGUCAAGCCAUGGUGGGAUGUGAGACACCCCAGGCAGAGAACCAAACGUGAACCCAUGGGCCCAUCCCAGUCAGCCCAGCUCAGCCUGGCAAGGAGGCAGCCAGGUCCUGGAGGACAGGGGCUCUGGAGCCAGCUUCCAGAAAUGGUCAUCGAGCCCCCACUAUGUGCCAGGCACUGGGACACCGAGGGGACAAAGCCACCACACACUUCCUGUGCUCACAGAGCUUGGCAGGGGAGGCAGGCACAAAUAAACAACCAACAACAAAUAAUUACAAAUUGGGUUAAGUGCUAUGAAGACAGGAAAGUGUAAUUAGCCUAUGCUCACCUCUUCCUGGCCCCCGAGGCCUGCCCUCAUUAUAGAAUACCCACAACUCUGCCUGACCUCUCCAGCACACUGAUGGGCCGAGAACCUCGCUUCACCCAGCAGAGCGAGGGAGUUGACAACAGUUUGAGGAACAUUCGUUGAACAAAAUGGAAGGGGAAAAAAAACUUUUAAUUAAAAAAACAGCAAUUGUCCACGUAGCUUAUACAACUGAAUUUGAGAGCCACUGAGGCCCAGAGAGGCCAAACAGGUGGCCCCAAACCACACAGCUGGCGAGUGACAGAACCCAUACCAGAAACCAGGUCUCCCGUGCCCAGGUUCAGUGCUCCGCCACCACCAUGCGGCCCUGCUAGCGUCCCCUGAACCCCUUCCCAGCCUGAAGGAAUCUGCAGCCUCCUGGCCCAUUCAGAUGCCUACUGGCAGGGCAGCACCGUCCAGUAGAAUCAUACUUGAGGAUGGAAAUGUUCCACACCUGCGCUCUCCAACACGGACUCAUGGCACCGCUCAGCAGCCGGGGCUGUGACAGCCAAAGACACCUCCAGGACUGCACCCAAGAGAGACUGCGGGGCCAGAGCGAAGACAGCAGGACCCACGUCCCACCUCCAGCCAGAGCCCCAGGCCAGCAUGCCCUCCAUGCCUCCAAGAGGCCCGGCCACCCCAAGGAAGGCCGUGCAGUGCUCGGGGGCCCCAGAGACGGCCCUGGCAUGCCGGCCAUGAAGCCGGGGACUCGGCCAUUAACUGUGACUUGUUACAACUCAGAUGCUGACAGACGUCAGCACAAGUCAGCAAGAAACGGCAGACUUCAGUUACUCAGAGGCGCUUUUGAGAAUUGGGGCAUCCAGCUCAAAGAAAAUGAGGAGGUGGAGCCAAGCCCCAGACAAAGUAUGUGAGCCCAGAUACGUCAGCCUUCAGGUAUGCAGUGAGGUCUGCGGUGAGAGGUGCUCUCGCGCGCGCCUCUCUCUCCCUCCUCCUGGGGUCUGCUCUUGCUCUGCCACCACCGCACCCCCACGCAGCCCGCCAGCCAGCCCAGCCUCGCCCCCCCCUUCCCCGGAGCCAGACCCAGCUCGAUAUGGGGGCCUGUGAACAGCCCCCUCAAGCAGGCAAGUCUCAGGCCCAGGGAGGAGAUGUGUGCGUGGUGCCGGGGGAGGGGCAGGAGCAUCGCAUCAUCUAACAGGUUGGUCGGGCUGAGAGGCGUCCCGCCCUCCUGGAGCUAAUGAGCACUGUAGGACAGGUGUUUGCUCCUCAGUCCCCAGCCUGCCCUGCCUGCGACCAGAGCCAGCUGCCUGCCACCCCACCAAGGCUCACUCACACCCCCGUGCCUUCCCGCGUCCCGGGCCCGGGGGCCGCGAUGGCCUGCCGCUCCUGCGUCGUUGGCUUCAGCAGCCUUAGCAGCUGUGAGGUGACCCCUGCGGGCGGCCCCCGGCCUGGGACCUCGGGAUGGGGCAGCUGCGGGACCCCCGGGCCAGGCUUCAGCUCCCGCAGCUUCACAGGCUGCGAGGCAGCUGGUACCAUCCCCCAGGUAACCGUGAACCCCAGCCUGCUGGUGCCCCUGGACCUCAAAGUGGACCCAGCCAUCCAGCAGCAGAAGACCCAGGAGAAGGAGGAGAUGAAGGUCCUCAAUGAUAAAUUUGCCUCCCUGAUUGGCAAGGUGCAGGCCCUGGAGCAGCGCAACCAGCUGCUGGAGACCCGCUGGCGCUUCCUGCAAGGCCAGGACUCCGGCACCUUCGACCUCGGGCACCUCUAUGAGGAGUACCAGGGCCGGCUGCAGGCGGAGCUGCUCAAAGUGAGCCAGGAGCGAGGACAGCUGGAGGCCAACCUGCUGCAGGUGCUCCAGAAGGUCGAGGAGUUUCGAAUCAGGUAUGAGGAGGAGAUCUCCAAGCGCACAGACAUGGAGUUCACCUUCGUCCAGCUGAAGAAGGACCUGGAUGCAGAGUGUCUUCGUCGGACCGAACUGGAAACCAAGUUAAAAGGCUUGCAGAGCUUCGUGGAGCUGAUGAAAAACAUCUAUGAGCAGGAGCUGAAGGACCUGGCAGCCCAAGUGAAGGACGUGUCGGUGACCGUGGGCAUGGACAGCCGCUGCCACAUCGACCUGAGCGGCAUCGUGGAGGAGGUGAAGGUCCAGUAUGACGCCAUUGCGGCUCGCAGCCUGGAGGAAGCCGAGGCCUACUCCCGGAGACAGCUGGAGGAGCGGGCUGCCUGCUCAGCUGAGUUUGGGAACAGCCUCCAGAGCAGCCGCAGCGAGAUCACUGACCUCAACGUGCGCAUCCAGAAGCUUCGAUCCCAGAUCCUCUCCAUCAAGAGUCAUUGCCUGAAGCUGGAGGAGAACAUCAAGGCGGCAGAGGAGCAGGGGGAGCUGGCCUUCCAGGACGCCAAAGCCAAGCUGGCCCAGCUGGAGGCCGCCCUGAACCAGGCCAAGCAGGACAUGGCCCGGCAGCUACGCGAGUAUCAGGAGCUCAUGAACGUCAAGCUGGCCCUGGACAUCGAGAUCGCCACCUACCGCAAGCUGGUGGAGGGCGAGGAGAGCCGAAUGGACUUGCCUUCAGCCGCCAUGGUCAGCGUGGUGCAGUCCACGUCCAGAACCGCUGCCUCCAAGUCUAGCCUUUCGAGAGCCCCCUCCCGGAAAAAGAAGAACAGAAAAGGCCCUGUGAUCAAAAUCACCGAAAUGUCUGAGAAGUUCCUGUCGCAGGAGUCAGAGGUCUCAGAAUAAGGCAGCUGGAGCCCAGGAGCCUAGGUCGUCCCCCUGCAGCUGGAGGGACUUCGGCUAGACUCAAGCAAGCAGCUUGGAACCUCUGGGUUGGGCGGGGAGGCAAACCUGAUCCUGAACUGAAAGGGGGAGGGUUCAAAACCGGGACAGCUUUUCUGUGGGUGGCUGGGGGUAGUACAGGGCUGUCACCAGCUACUAAGAAUCAUGCGGCUCCAUCUCAAUACCUCAGUCCUACCCUUCUAACCUUCUUGCCAGAGGUCCGACUGGGUAAACUGGAACUGGGGGUCAGUUUUCUCUCCACCUCCUUUCUCUUCUGAGGCUCCUCCCCAAACAGAGGGCUCCCACCAAGGAACCUUUGACUUUGACCCUUUUCGCCCAACCCUUGCCCUAAGUUCACUUACCAAGCCCUACCUUGCCUCUGCCUCUGCCUCAGGACCGAGGCUGGUGCCUUCGCUCACCCAGCCCCAGCCAGCCAUGGAUCCAGGGCUGAGGUGGACUGCCUGGGCACCCUCCCCCUAUCUGGAGCUCCUGGGGAGACUGAGUGCUGAGCACCCCUGGGUUUCCUGCACAACCUGGGCACCUCCAGAGACCUGACAGUAUUAGGGAGUAAAGGGAGGAAGCUCCCCGGGUGUGUGGGACCUGAGCAUGGACCCCUGAGGUCAGCCCAGACACCUGUGCCACUUCCGUCCUCCUGUGGGGCCCUCACAGAGGGCCAGUCAGAAUUGGACAGGCUGCACAGCCAGCUCCUGGCUCCUUCUCCAGAAGCUAUUCUUGCCAUGACAAACCCCCUGUGAGAGGGAGGCCAGAUAGCAGCCUGAGACUAGGCAGGGGAAUUUGGCCCUCCCUGCCAUCCUGGGAUUCACCACCCUGCCCAGGAUCCGAGCUCUCUGCCCCCCACCCUCCACACCCCCCUCCCCACACCUAGGUGUUUCCCAAGCCUGAAACCUGGCUGUGGUGGACCAGGCCCGGGAGACCCCCAGCCCCGCCCCCAGCACCAAACCCUGGGCCGUUUCCCAUGAAUCCCACCUCUCAGGGUCCCUGCUCUCUCCGUCAGGCCAAACAGCCCGGCCCUCCCCUCCAUCCUUCCUUGCAUUUAUUGAGGAGCCCAGGAACACCCUGCACCUGUGAGGUUAGAGCUGUUUCUUUUCUUCCCCUUCUGCCCCCUCUCCCCACCACACCCACGCCCCUGCCUCCCAAGCGGGGGCCAUGAAGAAGGCACAGUCCAGGCAGGUCUGGGAGUUUCUGAGCCCUUCCGGUUGGGCUGGGGAGCCCCAGUGACCACCAAGAAGGAAUUCUGCCUCCAAAGAGAAGAUCUGGUGCUGGGAGGAGCAUUCCUCUUUCCUGGUCUUGGCUCUCACCUUUGGGGCUUGCCGGGGGGUCCUGGCAGCUCCAGCCGCCCACUCCACCACCCACCCUCUUUCCUUCCCUCCCUGCUCCCUCCCUGCUCCCUCCCUGCCCCUUGCCUCACUCCUCCGCUAGCCCCAGUCUUCCAUUCCUUCAUCUCACUUUCCAGGACAUCCUUCCCAUAGGCCUUGGCCCCAGCAAGACCUCAAGGUCCUCCGUGCCUGUAGGGGGCGCUGAAGGGCUAAUGACGCUCAGGCUGGAGGGAACUCGGACUUAUACUCAUCCCGGAAGUCUCAAAAAGGGCGCUGAUGGCUGCUCUUUCUCUGCCUAUUUAUUGGUUUCCAAGGGAGCAAAUCCUCAGUGGGGAUACAAGAUAUAUAAAGUAUAUGUAUUAUUUUUCGUAACUUAUGUGGCUUUUAACUUAUUGCUUCCCUUCCUGUUUCUGCCUAAUCAGUGCUGUAUUUACUCUCUGGGUAGACAACACAUAUCCCAGCCAUUCCACCUGGCUGGCUAUCUUGGGGCAAUGCCCCCCUUCUCCCUGCCAGGGGAUGAAUAAAGUGCUGAGAUUUGUCCGUGGAUAAA